Molecule: messenger RNA, 3295 nt
Organism: Alosa alosa (allis shad)
Lineage: Eukaryota; Metazoa; Chordata; Actinopteri; Clupeiformes; Clupeidae
Product: gastrula zinc finger protein XlCGF57.1-like
Exons: 4
Coding region: 233-2638 (801 amino acids)
Biological process (GO): regulation of transcription by RNA polymerase II
Cellular component (GO): nucleus
Molecular function (GO): RNA polymerase II cis-regulatory region sequence-specific DNA binding; DNA-binding transcription factor activity, RNA polymerase II-specific
Source: RefSeq, a predicted model, not a curated record
AGAAGACUGUGUUGCAGCUUCACGCAGCUAAAAACGCAAUUUACACGCAGUCCACCCCGGGAGAGUAUUCGUACGUUGAUGUCGAUUCAACACAUUUUGCAGGGAUAAACACGGUCACACGUCCAAUCAGACAAAACACCAAAUCAGCAGAUCUAAUUUGACGGAGCAGCGAACUUGCUGGAAAAGGGCAAUUCAACACUUCGGAUGGGACCAUCUUUGUUCUGCUAGUAACAUGGAUCUUGGACUUCCAUUUAGUCCUGGCUGUGCUGAAACACACCAUGUUGACCUUAGAGUGAUCGUGAAAGAGGAAGAUAUAAAAGAGGAGGAGUAUGGUCAUAUGAUUGCAUGUCCAGAUGAAGAAGAAAAGCUUUUUGCAGAGUUUCACUGUAAAUCUGAAACAGACGUCACAGAGACACCAGAGUCUACUUACAAUGAAAUGCUACCGACAACAGUGAAGACUGAAGUGAAGAAAGAGGAGGAGGAAGAGGAGGAACAACAUGAACAUCUGCUGGAAAGUGUAUCUGAACACCCACAUGUAACACGACAGAAGAUCCAUGGACUGAAUGAUGAACUCAACCUGCAACUCAAAGGAAGGCUGCAUCACUGCUCAGUCUGCAGGAGUAGUUUCACAACCCUCACUAAACUUCAGAAACACCAGCGAACACACUCAGUUAGGGUGAACGAAAAGGAGUCUCGGAAAAUGCCACAUAAAUAUGCUCAUUGUGGAAAAGCAUUUACAACACCCUCACUACUCAACCACUGCAUGCUUACACAUUCUGGAGAAAAGCCUCAUGAAUGUGUCCAGUGUGGAAAAUGUUUUUCAUGCAGUUCAGCUCUUAAAACCCACAUGUUCAUACACACUGGAGAGAAGCCUCAUAAAUGUACCCAGUGUGGAAAAGCUUUUUCACAAAUUUCAAAUCUUAACAUACACAUGCUAAUACACACUGGAGAGAAGCCUCAUAAAUGUCAACAUUGUGAAAGAGGUUUUGGAAAACGUUCAAAUCUUAAAACCCAUAUGCUAACUCACACUGGAGAGAAGCCUCAUAAAUGUCUCCAUUGUGAAAGCAGUUUUGGACAACGUUCACAUCUUAAAACACAUAUGCUAACUCACACUGGAGAGAAGCCCCAUAAAUGUGUCCAGUGUGGAAAAGCAUUUCCUCACCCUGCAAAUCUUAAAACCCAUAUGCUAACUCACACUGGAGAGAAGCCUCAUAAAUGUGUUCAGUGUGGAAAAGCAUUUCCUCACCCUGCAAAACUUAAAAUCCAUAUGCUAACUCACACUGGAGAGAAGCCUCAUAAAUGUGUACAGUGUGGAAAAGCAUUUCCGCACCCUUCAAAGCUGGAAACCCAUAUGGUAACUCACACAGGAGAGAAGCCUCAUGAAUGUGUCCAGUGUGGGAAAAUGUAUUCAUUCAUGUCUAAUCUUAAACGCCAUAUGCUAAUACACACUGGAGAGAAGCCUCAUAAAUGUGUCCAGUGUGGGAAACCGUUUUCAACAAUGUGUAGUCUUAAACGACAUAUGAUAGUACACACUGGAGAGAAGCCUCAUAAAUGUAACCAGUGUGGAAAAGUAUUUAGACACCUCCAAUCUCUCCAACAUCAUUUUCUAAUACAUACGGGAGAGAAGCCUCAUAAAUGUGUUUAUUGCAGAAAAGUAUUCAGAACAUCCAAAAACCUUAGAUGCCACAUACUUACACAUACUGACAAGAGUCUUCAUAAAUGUGUCCAGUGUGGAAAAGGUUUUUCACUCAGGUCAAGUCUUUCACGCCACAUGCUUGUACACAAAGGAGAGGAGCCUAAUAAAGGAAUGAAGCCACCUAGUGGAGAGAAAUCUCAUGAAUGUACCCAGUGUGGAAAAGGUUUUAGAUUGGCUGGAAACCUUAAAAUUCACAUGCUAGUACACACAGGAGAGAGGCAUUAUAAUUGUUCCCAGUGUGGAAAAUCAUUUAGAACAUCCCAAGAUCUUCAACGUCACAAGUUUACACAUACUGGAGAAAAGCCUCAUGAAUGUGUCCAGUGUGGAAAACGUUUUUCAUUCAGUUCAACUCUUAAAAAACACAUGCUAAUACACACUGGAGAGAAGCCUCACAAAUGUACCCAGUGUGGAAAAGCUUUUUCACAAAUUUCAAAUCUUAACAUACACAUGCUAAUACACACUGGAGAGAAGCCUCAUAAAUGUCUCCAUUGUGAAAGAGGUUUUGGAAAACGUUCAAAUCUUAAAACCCAUAUGCUAACUCACACUGGAGAGAAACCUCAUAAAUGUGUUCAGUGUGGAAAAGCAUUUCCUCACCUUGCAAAUCUUAAAAUCCAUAUUUUAACUCACACUGGAGAGAAGCCUCAUGAAUGUGUCCAGUGUGGGAAAAUGUAUUCAUUAAUGUCUAGUCUUAAACGCCACAUGCUAAUACACACUGGAGAGAAGCCUCAUAAAUGUCUCCAGUGUGGGAAACCGUUUUCAACAAUGUGUAGUCUUAAACGCCAUAUGCUAGUACACACCGGAGAGAAGCCUCAUCAAUGUAACCAGUGUGGGAAAGUAUUUAGAUACCUCCAAUCUCUCCAACAUCAUUUUCCAAUACAUAUGGGAGAGAAGCCUCAAAUGUGUUUAUUGCAGAAAAGUAUUCAGAACAUCCAAAAACCUUAGAUGCCACAUACUUACACAUACUGACAAGAGUCUUCUUAAAUGUGUCCAGUGCGGAAAAGAUUUUUUAGCAAUAUCUAGUCUCAAAUGCCAUAUGCUAGCACACACUUGAAGAGAGGAUUGUGGAGGUGGUGAAUAUGUUCAAAGUCAAAAUGGUGAAGUAAAAAUGGCUUUGAAUUGAAAAAUACUGGAAUGAAUCAAUUGAUUUAAUUAAUUUAAAUGGGAUUUGGUUAAAACAACAUUCAUAUGGUGAGAAAAUGACCAUUCUGAAUAAAUUAUAAUCUAUAGAUGAUGUACAAUGAGUUUUAUGUCAAUCAGUGGCCACUGGCUAGUUCAUUUUAUAUUGAAAAUUAUUAGAAAAGUUGACCAUUUUGAAGCAGAAUUUGUAUUUUCUUUUCUAUUUGUCUUUGUCAUGAACAUUAAGACUGCACAUGGGCCUUUUGAUACAAUAUUUGAUUGAUGCAGCUUUUUCCUUUUCUUCUUUAUUAUUGACACAUAGGCCUGUCAGUCAUGAUGAUUGGCACCCGUGGGUGCUGAAUGAAUGGUCAUGUGAUAUGGGCCACACUCUUCCUGUUACCCACAUGCCUGACAAAGAUCCAGGGUGAUCGAAACGUUGCUAUGUUUUUAAAGUAAUAAAGUUGAUAUUUUUGGAGCAAUUGC